Polyodon spathula (Mississippi paddlefish) is the source of this 3198-nucleotide messenger RNA. RefSeq names its product insulinoma-associated protein 1a-like. The transcript has a single exon. The coding region runs from base 60 to 1724 and encodes 554 amino acids. Gene Ontology annotation, molecular function: DNA-binding transcription repressor activity, RNA polymerase II-specific; RNA polymerase II cis-regulatory region sequence-specific DNA binding. NCBI's taxonomy places the organism in Eukaryota, Metazoa, Chordata, Actinopteri, Acipenseriformes, Polyodontidae. Gene Ontology annotation, biological process: neuron differentiation; negative regulation of transcription by RNA polymerase II; regulation of cell cycle process. Gene Ontology annotation, cellular component: nucleus; transcription repressor complex. The record is from RefSeq and is a predicted model, not a curated record.
GCGCGGUUGCAUUUGAUAGUUUAAAGCAGUUUACUGUUCGUUCCGGUAAAGAGCAAGACAUGCCGAGAGGAUUUUUAGUCAAGAGGAAAAAGCGGGCUUCUUCUGCAUCGUACAGGAUGCGGACUGAGGACAGCAGACCGCCAAAUGUGGGUCACCUACUGCAGACUCAAGAAGUGCAGGUGAUCAUGUGCCCGAACCAGAUAUGGUCAGAAAUACCGUCACCAGGAAGUAUUCCAGAAUCCCUGAAGAGUGUAUUAGUGGAAACAGGACAACCAAAUCUCCCAGAAAGCGCCGAGAACACGGUGGAGAGUGUGGUCAUCGCCGAGCUGUCCCAAACUAAACUCUGCGAACCAGAGAAGGGUUCUCCUGGGAGGGUUGAUGCCUCUUACAGUCCCAUCAAGCCUGUUGGCACAGAACUGAAGAAGACAUUCUUUGAAAGGUGUUUGAGCUCACCUGUGUCAGCGGAGUCUUUUUCCAUAACCUCCUCUAUGUCUCCUAUGGAAAGACUACUAAUGCACCGCUCGCAUUUCACAGCGUCAGAGAUGAAAAUGGACACGCCGGUUCACUUGUACUCCCCUCUCCAUCAUGCUAUCAAACGCUCUUUCGCGAACUCUACAGACCGCAGGGGCAAGCCGGUGGCCAAGAAACCAAAAGUAAUGAGAAAACUCAAUUUUGAAGACGAGGUUACCACCUCACCAAUUCUUGGGAUAAAAAUAAAAAAAGGUGGUCCCGAAUCUAAACUUGUAUCCAGUUCGGGCAACAGGAAACCUUUAGGUGAGUUUAUUUGUCAGCUCUGCAAAGAAGAAUACCCCGACCCAUUUUCAUUAGCACAGCACAAGUGCUCCCGCAUUGUCAGGGUAGAGUAUCGAUGCCCCGAGUGUGAUAAAGUUUUCAGUUGCCCAGCCAACCUAGCAUCUCACCGUAGGUGGCACAAGCCACGCCCUGCAAACAACGGAGAGAACCAGGACAGCAAAAAGCAGCACCAGCUUAUACAUCCUGAGACAGUCAACCCGUCAGUAGAGGGUAAAGAAAACGCCAGGAAUCUUUUAGUACACGAUCAGCACCACCCGUCCCUGGACAGCUCCCAGUGCUUAAUUCAGCACCGCCAAACAGACGCCACUCACCAGGGAGAACAGCAGCAUCAAAGAUCUCAGGAAAGUUCCCCGUUUCUGAGCCAGCAUUUUAUAUCAGCGGAGAGAUCUGUUCUCUUUGAUCAGCACCCAAAGUGCAUGGACAGCUCAAGGAUCAUGGGCUGCGCGGAGCCAACAGAUGUUGCAGUUCCGCCACGCUCGCCGACCUCAGAGGUUAGAGAAGAGGAAUUCGAAUGCCCUUACUGUAAGAAGAAAUUUCGCAGACAGGCUUACCUUCGAAAACACCUGGCCGCCCAUGAAGCAGUCAGGUCGUCGUCCUACAGCCAUAUAGAAAGUGAGCAUAUCACCUUUCCAUGUCACCUAUGCGGAGUCCAUUUCCCCUCAGCAGACAUUAGGGACAAACACCGGCUGUGGCACGCUGUGAGAGAAGGACUCUCAGUAAACCCCGCGAAAAACAGCAACCCACAGGAGAGACCAGACAUCGUGCAAGGAGAGCAGCAGAUCUUUUCCUGCAAGCAUUGUCCUUCCACCUUCUUCAGCUCUCCUGGACUGACAAGGCAUAUCAACAAGUGCCACCCGACUGAGAGUAGACAGGUGCUCUUACUGCAGAUGGCGGUCGGGCCAGGUUGCUAAUUGCAAAGUGCACAAAUUUUGAAUUUAAAAAAUGUACUCAUUACAAACAUCGUGUAUAUGGAUCAAGUCUGCAUAAAUUGUGACCCAGUAAUUGUGUACAGAUUACAUAGGGGGUAAAAUCAGUUGCACAAUGCAGUUAACAUUUUAUUUAAAUUCAUAGGGUUGUAUGCAACAAAGAAAUUCAACAAGCUCAAUUUAAGAUUUCUGAUAGUCAUGGUUUUUAUAAAGAAAUCAAGCAAUAGUUAAUUUCAAACCCUAGCGACUGUCCAAGCUUUCCAAAAUAUAUAUAAAGUCUUACAAAUAUGUAUCGUAGUUCCUAUGGGAAUUAAAUGUGUUUGUUAUGUAUAGUUGUAGUACAGUAUAUAUUUUUAAGAUGUUCUAUAAAGUUAUUUUCCUGCAGGAAAUAAUGAGUCUGAUUGUUUUGUAAACGGCCUAUGUAUGUAACUUUGUUAAUCUAAAUACGGCAUUCAUAUAUCACUUAGUCUCUAUGUAUUUAUUAACUACUAUACAAAAGAAGCAUCUGUGAUGGUGUUAUGCUGCAUCCCGGGUUUACACCAAGAAGAGGUUCAAACAUGUUAUUUUUGAGGGUAUAGGAUUUAUUAAUUCGAGAAUUCCCGUGUUAAAGACAUGUUUUGAAGAAGAAUAAAGAAAGGUCUGUAUAUAGCAUUGUAAAAAUGUGUGUAUCACAUUUAUUUCUCGCACAUUUAAUCUCCUAAAUAAUAACAUUGUUGAACAAAGGUAUUCAAAACGAUUACGUGACACAUGAAGGUAUUUGUGUUAUUGCAUUAUUAUUUAUACCCGCUAUGGCUUAAAACUGCUGAAAUUGUAACUGCAUUUUAUUAUGCUUCUUACGUCAGUUUGAAGCUAUUUUCUUAAUAUCAAUAAAUAAAUAUACAUUUUAAGAUUUCGUCUUUGGGUUCGGUUUGUUCACCGAGUUUGUGUUUACUUCCCAAGCAAGUUCAACACAAUAUUUAAAAACAAAUGACUUUCAGUUGUAGUAUUAAUAACGGAGAGAGAAACAGUUCAUUAGGUCAUUACAAAACAAGACUCAAAACAUGUGUACGACUAAAAUACAAAAUCUUCCUUUGGUCAAUUCACUUGGUAAGUGCAACUAUUUGGAGAAGCAGUUGUUGCCAUAGUCGAUUAUCCCAUUGUGGGCAACGACAAAAAAACAACGUUUACUUUAUUAUUUUAAUUAAAUGUCUGUACAGUUUAUGUCAUUAGUGGAGCGGCAACCUCGGUAUUUCCAGUCCGCCCUGGUUCACACCCUCUACUUAAUUAUUAAAUAGGUCCAAUUGCCCCUGCCCAUUUCCAAAGACAUUUUAUUUUACAAAACCAGCAAUACCCACAGCACACCAACACACCAAGCCUCACGGUAACUCCGGCAAAUAAAACAUCAAGACUAUGGUAUUUCGAGCUAAGAUAUUCGUGUGAAUGGCUUCAUUUAAGACCAGGCAAGUUUCGCUCGUUGUUG